Ilex paraguariensis (yerba mate) is the source of this 402-nucleotide messenger RNA. The record is from the annotation of a GenBank genome assembly. NCBI's taxonomy places the organism in Eukaryota, Viridiplantae, Streptophyta, Magnoliopsida, Aquifoliales, Aquifoliaceae.
AUGGAUUUCAUACGGUCACUCUUGGUAUUGGUUCUGACAUUCAUGCCCUGUCCAUCUUAUCAGCUAAAUUUGCCAACCUCUACCAUCUCGGCAGCGCCAGCAGUGCUGCCAGAGGCUCCUCUAUCGUCUCCACCAACAUUAUCUCCGGACAUUAGUCCUCUCUUUCCUUCACCUGGUGGUUCAGAGCUCUCUCCAUCUCAGUCCUCAGUGCCCAUCAUUCCUUCAAGCCCCAGCCCUCCGAAUCCCGAUGCAAUGGUUGCUCCUGGGCCAUUUAUGGCCUUUUCACCAUCUGGAUCUCUGCCAGCUUCCUCAGCAAUUCCUCGGAAUGUAUCUGAGACUCUAAGUUUAGUGAUGGGUUUGGGUUUGCUAGGGUUUUGGUUAAUUCAGUUUUUUGGUGUGUAA